Molecule: messenger RNA, 1704 nt
Organism: Penicillium longicatenatum
Lineage: Eukaryota; Fungi; Ascomycota; Eurotiomycetes; Eurotiales; Aspergillaceae
Product: hexokinase family protein
Exons: 2
Coding region: 1-1704 (567 amino acids)
Biological process (GO): glucose 6-phosphate metabolic process; glycolytic process; intracellular glucose homeostasis
Cellular component (GO): mitochondrion; cytosol
Molecular function (GO): D-glucose binding; glucokinase activity; fructokinase activity
Source: RefSeq, a predicted model, not a curated record
AUGGCCAGAUCAGACCCUGCAUUGCAAAAUUUCCUCCAGCCACUAAAGAUCGAGUUCGAUAGGCUCUACCGCUUGUCAUACCGUCUGUCUGUCACAUAUCGUGCAUUGGCGGCCGACUCCUCGGAGCAAUUCUUCCCCACUGCCACCACACGUUUGCCCACUGGGCGCGAAAAGGGACGCUAUCUGGCCGUGUAUCUCGGUUUAUUCUAUCUUCGGGUGGCAUUCAUCGACCUACUGGGCGAAGAGCAAGUAGAGAAACACUCCCAUGUUCGGCGUACGCUAGAGAAAGCAUGGCCCAUCGAGAAUCGCAUGCGCCAAGACCAGGCUGACUCUUUGUUUUCUUGGAUUGGGGAUUGUAUUGCGGAGGUUAUCCAUGAUGACUUGGCCAAUUCCAAAGACGAUACGCCCUCUGAAAUCACGAUGGGCAUUUCAUUCUGUUUCCCAAUCAAGCAAAAGUUUCUCAAUGAGGCUAUCCUUAUGCCUACAGGGAAAGGAUUUACGCUGAAAUCCUCUCUAAAUCUGCGACAAGCACUUCUUGAUGGUUACGAGUGUCAUACCAGGCGCUCUGAUGAGGAUCCUGCUGAGAUGCCCGCAAAACGACAGAAGAAAUACUGUCUCCCAAAACUCAAGAUUACCGUCAUGACUAAUGAUACGAUUGCUACAUUUGCUUCGCUGGCAUAUUCGGUCCGCACUCUUCCUAAUACUCGGGUCGUCAUGGGCCUCAUCGUAGGUGCAGGCUGUAAUUCAGCCGUGCCUAUGAAAUUUGCCGAUCUCCAAGAAGCUAAAAUCCAAUAUAUUCGCGAAAAAGACCCCGAUGCAGAUGAGACGAUUGUUUCUACUGAGUGGACGCUCCGAGGUGCAAGCAAACCACUGGAAGAGUUGAAAAUCGUGAACAAGUGGGAUGCCGAGCUCGAGGCCCACUCCAACCGCCCGGGAUUCCAGCCGCUGGAGUAUAUGGUGGGCGGUCGGUAUAUCGGCGAACUAGUGCGCAUUAUAUGCUAUGAUUGGUUCCAUGAAACAAAGGCAGUUCCUCGGUCUUCAUUGCCCGCGAAGCUAGUGGAGGAGUACACUUUGACGACAGAUUUCCUGUCCCUGGUGGUAGCAUCGAGCUAUUCCGACGAACAACUCGCAAAGGAACUAUCGCAGCAACUUCCAGCGCCAGAAUCCAGCGACUGGGAAUGGACAACUGAGUAUGCAGGACAUAUUCGCUCCAUUGCAGCUGCAGUACAGGAUCGGUCGGCAGCCUUGAUUGCGGCCGCAACAGUUGGACUUCUUGCUUGCACCCGCGAGAUCCGGCUGCAAGACACGGAGUCUACAGAUUCUCCGACAGCUAGCAUGGAUAAAUUACAGGUUGCGAACCAGGAAAAUCAGGAUCCGGAAUUUGGGUCUUCAACAUCAGGUUGGCAAAACGGGCCCGAAGAGCUAGUUGUGGCGGUGUCUGGUGGUGUUAUACAGCACUACCCAUACUACAAACACACCAUUCAACGUUAUAUUGAUCGACUUAUCAUCAGUGCAGGGCCACAAAGUGAAGGCAAGAGCAUUUUCCUUCGAGAGGCUAGCGAUGGUGGUAUUAUAGGCGUGGGUGUUCUUGCUGGCACCAUUGCAGGGGAAAUCGAGGGAAUAAUUGGCUCGACAUUGGAAGAGCAGCAUAGAUUCGAAGAAAACUUACGGGAAAGCUGUAAGGAUAUCACAAAUGUCUCCUGA